Messenger RNA from Orbilia oligospora ATCC 24927, 696 nucleotides. RefSeq lists its product as uncharacterized. NCBI's taxonomy places the organism in Eukaryota, Fungi, Ascomycota, Orbiliomycetes, Orbiliales, Orbiliaceae. The record is from RefSeq and is a predicted model, not a curated record. The coding region runs from base 1 to 696 and encodes 231 amino acids. The transcript has 2 exons.
AUGCCACGGCCAUCGUCGUCGCCGUCUAAAUCAUCGGACCCUCCGCCGGCGGACUACCCCCUUCCAUUCCUCACCGACCCGGACGCCGCCUCAAAGCCUAUACCGCCCUCCACAACCCUCCCAUACCGUCUGAAUCUGCACCCGAUCUCCCGUCUCACCAUUGCCAACAUUUUCGCAUUCGCAGCAGUAUUCAUCCCCACCACCAUCCGUACCGCACAUAUCUCGUCAUUAGUCUAUCGAGCAGAGAAUGCGCACCGGCUUCCCGAGAAACGAGCAGAUUGGUUUCACUACCACCGAGCUAAAAACCAUUAUGCAGCUUCGAAGGGGUUAGCAGAAGGUUUUAGAAGGGCUGGAGGGGUAUGUGGGUAUGUUAGUUUAUUUUUGGUGGUUGAAGGUGCGGUUGAUGGGUGGAAAGGUGGGGUGGACUUUGUGGGUAGUUUGGUGGGGGGUGGGGUUACUGGGGGCUGGUUUGGGGUUGCUAGGAAAUUACCGUUACCGACCAAGGCGUUGAUGGUUAAGAAGGGACUUUGGUAUGGAUUCGUUUAUGGAGUUGCGCAAGAUGUUAUGCUUGCUAUGAGGGGUGAACGGGUGUUUUGGAUCGAUCCAUUUGUGAGUAGAGGGAGGGAGAUUGUAAAAAGGGGGAAGGGGGUUAGGAGUGGGGUGGGUGUGGGUGACGAUACUAGUGAGGGACGGUGA